AUGGCUCCCAUUCUCUUGGAAACUCGUUCGACCUUUCUUAACAACAGCAAUAAUAACAACAACAAUCUCUGGCAAGGAUUAUGGUCGGAUAUCAUUAAUGCCAUUCGUCCUACCACUACUUCUCCUUCAUCACGCACUCGACGAAGCACAACCACAACCAACAAGGUAGAACCGCUGGAUUCGGUCACCUUUUCUCAACCUACAACAACACAACAACAGCAAUCGUUUAUGGAUUCAAAGUUCCAAUUGGAAUACGUUUCGUUUCCAAGGCUAGCUGAAGAAGAAAAAGAUCAUAGUGGUGAUGAUGAUGGCGAAGAGGAUGAUCAAGCUGAAAAAAUGCCAACGACGACAACGACCUUGAAUGAAGCAAAGAUACAACCUCGAAAAUCAUGCAGUAGCGUGGGCGGGUCCCGAAGACGUCUACUUGGAAGCCCAUGGAUGUUUUAA
Messenger RNA from Lichtheimia ornata, 447 nucleotides. RefSeq lists its product as uncharacterized. Bases 1 to 447 code for a protein of 148 amino acids. The transcript has a single exon. The record is from RefSeq and is a predicted model, not a curated record. Lineage: Eukaryota; Fungi; Mucoromycota; Mucoromycetes; Mucorales; Lichtheimiaceae.